UGGGAUUAGAGACAGGGCGAAUGGCUUUCAAUCUUACUGGGAUUAUAGAACAAAGGGACUCCUGCAACACACACAUAUACACAUACACACACAAAAAGGAUAUUAUUUCGGGAGGGGGAGGGUACACAUCGCCCCUCUCUGCUCCACAGCCCUCUGCAGACAGGAGCAAAGGGGGUUGAUAGAAGACAGGUACAUACAUAUCUGUUAGCACUGCGGAUCGGGGAAGAUCGGUGCUGAUCUGUGAAGAAUUACAACCCCCCUUUACCCUGUGCAGCACCAAACCCCCCUCCAGUCCCUACCUCCCCUCCUCUCCCUUUAUUUUCCACAACAAUUAAAGGAAGCAGCUUCAGUUCUGGGCUAGAGGAGGCUGAUCUCACACAGAAGUAUUGGGACCUCUUUUGAAGAAUAUGGCACUAGCCGGAAACCAGUAUGAAGGACCCAUAAAUAACUCAAGACACGACAUGUGGAUUUCCACUGUUCAUAAUGGAAAAGAUGAAAUUAUCACAAGCCUUGUAUCUGCCUUAGAUUCUAUGUGCACUGCGCUCUCCAAACUUAAUGCUGAAGUGGCCUGUAUAGCUGUACAUGAAGAGAACUCGUUUGUAGUUGGGACUGAAAAGGGGAAAUUUUAUUUAAACUCCAGAAAAGAGCUUCAGACAGAUUUCCAACAGUUCUGUGUGGGUGCCCAUAGAGAAGAGCAGGGAGCUGAGGACCAAAGGAGAAGCAGGGAUUCCACCCGGAAUGUCCAGCAAGUGUCACCAAACCCGACUUCUGAUAUUUACCUUCUCCGGAAGAUGGUUGAGGAGAUCUUUGAUGUACUAUAUAGUGAGGCUUUGGGUAUGUCAAAUCUUGUGCCUGUGCCAUAUGAAAAGAUUACAAAGAAUAAUGGUUCAUUGGUGGUGCUUGGUUUACCUGAUGGGAUCCACUUCCAGAAGCCUUCUGAAUAUAACCUUAAGAGUCUAAUGCUUAUUUUAGAGCAUAGUCACAACAUCAGAUUUAAGCUAAAAAGAGCAAUUGAAGAAUCCAGCGUAGACUCAAAACCUUGUGCAGAUUACAGUUGCUCCGCUGUCAUCACAAAGCCUGUUCCAGAAACAGGUCCAAGUCCCAAAGUCUCCAAACCAUCAAACCAGGAGAAUCCAUCCAGUGUACCAAACUUCAUGUACAAUGUCUCGCUACCUAGUCAGCAUUGUGUGGAGCUGAAGCAGGAGGUUCACUCAAAUCUGCCUAUACAGAACACGACCUGUGAUGUAGCACCCCACAAGUCACCAGGAGAGCAGAAGCAGGACUUCUCAGAAUGCUCCGGACAGCAAUCUUCUACAGCAAGUAAUAGUCUCAGACAAAAUGUCCAAGCCUCGAAACGUGUGCUAUUUUCAAUAGUACAUGACAAAACAGAGAAAUGGGACAGUUUCAUUAAGGAAACAGAGGAUAUCAAUACCCUCAGGGAGUGUGUACAAAUCCUGUUUAACAGCAGAUAUGCUGAAGCUUUAGGCCUUGACCACAUGGUACCAGUGCCAUAUCGAAAGAUUGCUUGUCACCCAGAAGCGGUGGAGAUAAUAGGCAUACCUGAUAAAAUCCCUUUCAAAAGGCCGUGCACUUAUGGCGUACCCAAACUCAAGAGAAUUCUGGAAGAACGGCACAAUAUCCAUUUUAAAAUUAAAAGUAUGUUUGAUCAAAGAAUCUUUGAAGGUGCUAAAUUUACCAAAGAAACAUCAAACUCAGAUUGGACCUGUCUUGGAGAGGACGUGUGUGGAGACACCCAGAAAGCAGCAGCUGUAGACAUGCUGGUAUCCUGCCUUGGGAGCAGGUCUGAAAAAAGCAGCAUGUCCGAUGAGUGUACCCCAGGGACUUCAAGCAAGCAGAAUGGAAUAAAACAUAUAAAACUUGAGCCUGAAGAUCAUCAAAUAGUACAAGUUACUGUUCCAGAGCACACCUAUAAUUCAGAAGAGCUACCUGACUAUUUGAAGAGUCCAGUGAAUUCUGAGAAUUCCACUUAUGUGCUAGACACUGGAACAGUUUCUGACAGUGGACCCACUGAUGACUCCAGAAGUGAAGAUAAGAACAUAGAUGAAGGCAUUGGAGAUGUUAUAAGACAACUAAGAAAACAAGUUGAAAAUUUGUUCAACAAAAAAUAUGCAAAAGCAGUUGGAGCUUUACACCCUGUCAAAGUGCCAUAUUCUAAGUUCUUGAUGUACCCAGAAGAUCUGUUUGUUGUGGGCCUUCCUGAAGGGGUUUGCUUCCGACGUCCAAACUGCUUUGGAAUUGCAAAGCUCCGAAGGAUACUGGAAAAUAGCACUGCCAUUCAGUUUGUUGUGAAAAGGCCAGAACUGAUUUCUGAAGGACUAAAGGACUGCAUUGAAGAAAGCACUGUACCUCUAGGAGUCAGUGAUAAGGAUUGUCACGAUUCCAUAUUGGAUGACAGCAGCAAAAGAACUAGUUUUCAAGAGAAUUAUGAUACCAGACUCUCAAGAAUCGAUAUUGCCAAUACUCUCCGAGAACAAGUGCAAGACUUGUUCAACAAGAAAUAUGGUGAAGCACUUGGGAUUAAGUACCCAGUACAGGUGCCUUACAAGCGCAUCAAGAGUAAUCCUGGCUCUGUAAUAAUAGAAGGGUUGCCUCCGGGUAUUCCAUUCCGAAAGCCUUGUACAUUUGGAUCUCAGAAUCUAGAAAGGAUAUUAGCAGUGCAAGACAAAAUCAGAUUCACAGUUAGCAGGCCAUUUCAGGGGCUCAUACCAAGACCUGAUGAUGAAGAUGCCAACAGAUUAGGGGAAAAAGUAAUUCUACGUGAGCAAGUUAAAGAGCUCUUCAAUGAAAAAUAUGGUGAAGCUCUCGGGUUGGGUCGCCCAGUGCUCGUACCGUACAAGUUAAUAAGGGAUAAUCCCGACUCUAUAGAAAUAACUGGCCUGCCAAAUGACAUACCCUUCAGGAACCCAAAUACUUAUGACAUCAGUCGGCUGGAAAAAAUCUUGAAAGCUCGGGAGAACAUUCAUAUGGUUAUAAUAAACCAGCUGCAGCCUCUCUCAGAGAUCUGUAUUGAGCCAACACCACAAAUAGAAAAAGACAGUCUUGCUCCCAAGCGGAAAAAGAAGAGAAUUUCUGAGGGAAACUCUGUAUCCUCAACAUCAUCCAGCUCUUCAUCAUCCUCAUCUUCUUCCUCUUCAAAUGUAGAUCCUAUCUCCUCAGCACAUCCAAUGUCACUAGUGCAAUGGCCCAUGUAUAUGUUGGACUACGGGGGUGUGAAUAUGCAGAAUAUGCAGAUUCCUGGUCAAAUGAACUACUAAGUGGAAGUUAGGCGGACAUAUGUAAUUAUUGUAUAAAGAAAUGUAUAUGACAAUAUGUAACAAUGCCUUUUAGUUUUUAUUUUCAAUAAUUUUUACAGUAUGUUUCUGUCAUUCAAGACGGCCUUUUUAGAAUAAAAUGUGUUGCCUUGUUCUGAU
Molecule: messenger RNA, 3431 nt
Organism: Pseudophryne corroboree (corroboree frog)
Lineage: Eukaryota; Metazoa; Chordata; Amphibia; Anura; Myobatrachidae
Gene: GTF2IRD1
Product: GTF2I repeat domain containing 1
Exons: 27
Coding region: 408-3275 (955 amino acids)
Biological process (GO): transcription by RNA polymerase II
Cellular component (GO): nucleus
Molecular function (GO): DNA-binding transcription factor activity
Source: RefSeq, a predicted model, not a curated record